GGCAGUUUCCGGCUGCAGCUUCAAAAGAACAAACACUCAAAACAAAGGAAGCGGUCCCUCCGGGGCAGGAAGCAGGACGCUGAGGCUGCUGGGUCCUCGGCUGAAGCCCAGGGACAGUGGGAUGGAGUCUGUGGCCCUGUACAGCUUUCAGGCCACCGAGAGUGAUGAGCUGGCCUUCAACAAGGGGGACACGCUUAAGGCAUCCCCAGGGACAGGCUCCUAUCACUCACACCACCUUCAGGACUCCUUUUGUUGUCUGCACCCAAUCCUGAACAUGGAAGAUGACCAGAACUGGUACAAGGCAGAGCUCCGAGGAGCCGAGGGUUUUGUUCCCAAGAACUACAUCCGUGUAAAGCCACACCCGUGGUACUCGGGUAGGAUUUCUCGGCAGCUGGCUGAAGAGACUCUGAUGAAGCGCAACCACCUAGGAGCCUUCCUGAUCAGGGAGAGCGAGAGUUCCCCGGGCGAGUUCUCAGUCUCUGUGAAUUAUGGUGACCAGGUGCAGCACUUCAAAGUGCUUCGAGAGGCCUCAGGGAAGUACUUCCUGUGGGAGGAGAAGUUCAACUCCCUCAACGAGCUGGUCGACUUCUACCGAACCACCACCAUCGCUAAGAGACGGCAGAUCUUCCUGUGUGAUGAGCAACCGCUGAUCAAGCCACCCCGGGCUUGUUUUGCCCAGGCCCAGUUUGACUUCUCCGCACAGGACGCAUCUCAGCUCAGCCUCCGCCGAGGUGACAUCGUGGAAGUUGUGGAGCGCGAGGACCCACACUGGUGGCGGGGCCGGGCAGGUGGGCGCCUGGGCUUCUUCCCACGGAGCUACGUGCAGCCGGUACACUUGUGACCACACGAGACCAGAGGAGCGAUGCUCUGGGCUCGGCUUCCUCUCACUAACCAGGACCAACACAGGUCACCACCGGGCUGGGAGCCAAAGCUCCCGGCCUGACUGCUUCCCAUUGGUCUCUGGGUUUGUGACAUCACCUGCCAUUGACAAGGCCCAUCCUUGCCAGACUUGAGGACCCAACUGCUAAUGGCUAGGGCCCAGCUAGAAAGCAUUUCCCUUGAACAGCCAACUGCUGCCCAUCUUCCAAAGGCCUUUCAGGUUGUACAAGUUACUGGGAACUGGCUUAACCCUGGGCAACCUCAGCUUCCAUAAGAGUGCAAAGUUCUUCCCCUCUAGCAGCUUGGAGCCUCCUGGCCUUACCCCACCAGCACUGGAAUGAGGUCAUACAGAGGUGGAUCCCAUUGGAAGAGGCCUGAGAGGGUCAGAAGCGAUGCAGUGGGGUUCCUCCUGUUGGCUACAGGCAGAGCCCAGCUUGGAGGCCUUGGCUCUGCAGGUUCAGGAGGAACAGCCAGACUAUGGCCAGCACUGAGUGAAUGUACAGCACGAGGGUGGCGCCUGGCCAGGGGGGAUCCCGAGCUGCUGCUACCCAGAGUCAGAGCAUCUUCAGGUUAGGAAAAGUGAGUCAGACUUGGCAAGGCCUGGCAUGGUGGUGGGCUUUGGAGGGGAGGGGAGACAGAGACUGAGAGACAGAGAGACAGAGACAGAGAAAGAGACAGAGACAGAGAGAGAACCUCUGUGGCUGUCUUUAGUCCCCUCAGAGUCCAGGUUGCAGGUCUCUGGGAUUCUUCCUGAGUCCAGGGCUGGCCCAAGACCCUCCUGUGAGCCUGGCAUACCCUACGCUCCCAACCCGUACCUGCAUAUUCAAAAUAAAACAUUAACCAGUGGAUGUCAA
Messenger RNA from Apodemus sylvaticus (European woodmouse), 1733 nucleotides. RefSeq names its product GRB2-related adapter protein. The coding region runs from base 122 to 841 and encodes 239 amino acids. Gene Ontology annotation, molecular function: protein binding. The record is from RefSeq and is a predicted model, not a curated record. Lineage: Eukaryota; Metazoa; Chordata; Mammalia; Rodentia; Muridae. The transcript is spliced from 6 exons.